This is a messenger RNA of Syngnathoides biaculeatus (alligator pipefish), 845 nucleotides long. Its product is annotated as L-rhamnose-binding lectin SML-like. NCBI's taxonomy places the organism in Eukaryota, Metazoa, Chordata, Actinopteri, Syngnathiformes, Syngnathidae. The transcript has 9 exons. Gene Ontology annotation, molecular function: carbohydrate binding. The record is from RefSeq and is a predicted model, not a curated record. The coding region runs from base 99 to 794 and encodes 231 amino acids.
CUGAUGAGCAGUUUGGGCGCAAGCCUUUCAAUCAGCAUAAAAACCUGCAAUCCGCCUUUCAACAGCGUUAGUGCAACCUGCAGUAUUGUGUGCGAAACAUGUUCUCCUGCUCUAGACUUCGCUCUGCGCUCUUGCUGGCAGCAACCUGCUUGUUCAUCCCGGCAGUUGCUGAUUUUGCAGAACAAGUGACCACCUGUGAUUGGUUCCCUUUGAACAUCCAUCGCCUAUCCUGCGAACAUGGCGUGAUCAACGUGCAGCAAUCUUUGUACGGUCGCUCCAGCGCGGCACUGUGCGCCGAGGGGAAAUCGCCGGAGGAGCUGGCUAACUUGCAGUGCGCUCGCCAAGGAACCGUGGACCACAUUAAGACAAGGUGCAACGGAAAAAUGACUUGUGAAAUGAUCAUGGAGGAUUUCCGCACCCCCGAUCCCUGUGCUGGCAUCGCUAAAUAUUUGCAGACCAACUUCACCUGCUUGCCUGCCAUUACGGUGUUGGCGUGUGAGUCAUCAGAGGCAGAUUUAUAUUGUGAUUUAGGAGAUGUCAUUUUGGUCUACGGCGCUGAUUACGGGCGACGCGACAGGACCACGUGCUCGUACAGAAGGGCGCCAGCGGAGAUAGAAAACACGGAAUGCUUCCACCCAACCGACCUUGUCGCCAAAAGGUGCGACGGUAAAACCAGCUGCAAGAUCCCUGCUAGCAAUGAGAUAUUUGGAGACCCCUGUGAAGGCACCUACAAGUACUUGGAGGUUGCUUACACGUGUAUACAACCUGGGACUAACCUCUCCAAUGGGAUGUAAAGGAGUCCUGGCAGUUUCACUCUAUUUCAAUAAACUAUUAAAUUAAGUCAA